AUGUCGGAUUCUAAGAUAUUGAUUUACCUCAUGCGUCGAGACUUACGAGUUGGCGAUAACCCCAUUCUUCAUUCUCUCAUAAAAAAUAAGGAUCAUGGAUUUACACAUCUCCUCCCACUCUAUGUUUUUGCCGCACAACAAAUCGAAGUCUCUGGUUUCAUCACUGAAGAUGGAGGCAAGAAUCCGUACCCAGAGGCCAGAAGUCAAGUCGGCGCAUUCUGGAGAUGUGGCCCUCACCGAGCGAGGUUCCUGGCGCAAAGUGUUUGGGAUCUGAAGGAUGGUUUCGAGAAGAUUGGAAGUGGAUUAUCCAUUCGGGUAGGCAUGGUUGAUGGUGUGGUCCAAGAUUUAAUCGACGGAUUUGAACAAACAGACGGCAGUAAGGUCUCGGCAGUGUGGAUGACUUCCGAAGAAGGAGUGGAAGAAAAACGAGAAGAGUGCUCAACGAAGAAUAUUUGUGAUAAGGCAGGCGUUGAAUUCAAAUUGUUGCAAGAUGAGAAGUAUUUUAUUGAUGAUCGAGAUGUUUCCUUCAAGGACCCAAAAGAUCUUCCCGAUGUCUAUACGACUUAUCGUAAAAGUGUUGAACCUCUUCGCGAAGCGCCACGUCCAGUUUUACCAAAGCCAGAUAAGAAUUCAUUGCCACCAUUUCCUACCGACGUUCCACCUCAGCAUUCUCCCUUCACGAUCCCGACAACGUAUGAAGAGUUGGAAGCAGCACUGCUCAAGCCACUUGAUGCGCAACCUAUGAUCAAAAAUCCUUCCAAGUGCCCCGAAAAUUCCUUGUCGGUACAUCCUUUUACAGGUGGCGAAUCUUAUGCACAGGAACGUCUUGAACACUUGAUCACUUCUGGUUCACUUACCGGUUACAAAUCAAGUCGCAACGGUCUCAUGGGUACUGAUUUCUCCACUAAACUCUCGGCAUACCUCGCUCUGGGCUCAAUCACUUCACGUCAAAUCCAUUCCUCAAUGUCAAUCUUCGAAAAAGGUUCAGAUUCCGACGACCGGUACAAAGGCAUUGAAGGAUACGGAAAGGGCGAGAACGAAGGUACUUAUGGUGUACGAUUUGAGCUCCUUUGGAGAGAUUACAUGCGUCUCUGCACUCGCAAAUUUGGACCCAAGCUCUUUCAACUUAGUGGGUUUAAGGCAGAGGAGAAUUCGCAUUCGAAAUGGAACAAACUAGAUUCACCCAAAGACGGUGUCUCAAAAGAGGAAAUUCAAGAUGCCGUUGAGAGGUUUCUAAACGGCACAACCGGAAUGGGAUUCAUUGAUGCUUCGCAGAGAGAAGUUUAUCAUACGGGAUAUACUAGCAACCGCGCACGUCAGAAUGUCGCCUCUUUCCUCGCUAAACACCUUUACAUCGAUUGGAGAAUCGGCGCAGAGUGGUACGAGUGUGUCUUGGUUGAUUACGAUGUUAGCUCGAAUUGGGGCAAUUGGCAAUAUGUCGCAGGGGUAGGAAAUGAUCCUCGAGGCACCGAUCGAAUCUUCAAUCCUGUCAAGCAAGCUUUCGAUUAUGAUCCCAAGGCUGAAUAUGUUCUGGCUUGGGUUGAUGAGUUACGAGGCGUGGAUGAGUUAGGUCAGAUCUUCCAGGCUUGGACCAUUAACGACGAAGAGAAGAAAGAAGAAUUGGGAAUUGCGGACACGGAUAUGGUGAUGAAGCCUUUGAAGAGAAUUGAUUUCAAGGUCAAUAGAGGUAAGGGUGGGGGAGGUGGAAGAGGCGGCGGCAGAGGUAGACCUCCUUAUAGACCACAUGGUGGAGAUAGAUGGAUGGGUCGAAGACCGAGUCAAGAACCGGGACGAGGUAGCUGGUAUGGUGGAAGAGGUGACCGAGGUUAUCAAACACGGGGAUAUCAAGGCAGAGGACAGAGAGGCAGAGGCGACCGUGGAAGAGAAUUGAGAACCGGAAUGAUGGAUAAGGAAAGAGAGGCCACUACGGACAAUGAGUAA
Molecule: messenger RNA, 1941 nt
Organism: Sclerotinia borealis F-4128
Lineage: Eukaryota; Fungi; Ascomycota; Leotiomycetes; Helotiales; Sclerotiniaceae
Source: the annotation of a GenBank genome assembly